ACGAACUCUGAUGAUCACUUCCAAAACAUUUAUACAGAUUUYAAUAAAUCUGAAUUGGAUACAACGAAAACCACUAAUGAAAGUAAUAAUUUGACAGAACAUUUACAAGUUAAGAUCAACACUGAUAUUACUAGUGGAAACUACAGUUAUUCAACUGCUAUUAAAAUUUUAGAUGAUGUUGCUAAGAGUCCUGUUGAUACUAAUGGUCAUUUUGUUUGUGAUUUAUGUUUACACGAAUUUUAUAACUGGAAAUAUUAUAAGAAACAUAAAUUAGAACAUUUGAAUGAUAAGCCAUUUAAAUGUUUGAAAUGUUUAAAAUCAUUUAAUUACAAUAAUAAUUAUUUACUUCACAUUGCUUCUCAUUCAACAAGUAAUUUGAAAUGUCCAAAAUGUAAAAAAGAAUUUAAACGCUUUGCUAGCUUUAAAGCUCACCUGAAAAUUCAUAAAACUGAAGAAUUGAUUACAUGUAAUAUUUGUGAUAAAAUAUUUGACAACCAGUAUCGAUUGGACAUUCAUAAAGAAAACUGUAUGCAAGAAAACUUAAUUAAUCCUGGUGAAGGAACAUCUAUUGCUUCUAUUAAAACUUGUACAAGUUGUAAUAUGUCUUUUACAACUGUGUCAGAGUAUAAAAUGCACAUCAAAGAACAUAAAAAAUUUGAUUCAAUAUUGAAAAAAUAUCAUAAAGUUGCAACAAAAUUUAAAAAAUUACAUAAAACAAGUAAUAAAAUAAAAAAAUUUAAAUGUGAUCAUUGCGACUGGUCAUUUAAUAAGUCAAAUCUUUUACGCCGACACAUGAGAACACAUACUGGAGAAAAACCAUUUGAAUGCACAGAUUGUUCAGUAUACUUUACUCAACAAAAUUCAUUAAAUAGACAUCUGAUGAAACAUAAAGGAAUACGGCCAUUUAGAUGUGAAUUCUGUGAAAUGAGUUUUUGUCAAAAAGGUCAUUUAAUWAAUCAUAUGAAAAAAUGUCAUGCUGUUAAAAAAGAGCCAACAAGAAUUCAUAAAUGCUCUAUGUGUUCAUGUGUUUACAAUAGUAUCAAUGCUCUUAAUAAACAUUUAAAUGUUUUCCAUGGAGUGAAAACUAAAAAUGUACAUGCAAAUGUUCAAAAUCAAGUAACAAAGUGUGGAGAAACAGUUGAUGAAACUAUACAUUUAAUUAAAGGUAAACAAAUGUGUUUG
Diuraphis noxia (Russian wheat aphid) is the source of this 1182-nucleotide messenger RNA. RefSeq lists its product as uncharacterized. Gene Ontology annotation, cellular component: nucleus. NCBI's taxonomy places the organism in Eukaryota, Metazoa, Arthropoda, Insecta, Hemiptera, Aphididae. The record is from RefSeq and is a predicted model, not a curated record. Gene Ontology annotation, biological process: regulation of gene expression.